Molecule: messenger RNA, 1838 nt
Organism: Vollenhovia emeryi
Lineage: Eukaryota; Metazoa; Arthropoda; Insecta; Hymenoptera; Formicidae
Product: ATP-dependent DNA helicase pfh1-like
Exons: 1
Biological process (GO): telomere maintenance; DNA repair
Molecular function (GO): ATP hydrolysis activity; DNA helicase activity
Source: RefSeq, a predicted model, not a curated record
CAAAUUAUGAUGAGAAAAAGAUUACAUAUAGCACUGAUAGCGAUGACGAAUAUGAUGAAGAGAGUGAGAUUAAAGAAAGGAAAAAGCAGAAAGUUAUUCGAUUUCGAAGAUAUAAAUUAAACCAGGAUAGAUAUAAUUAUUUUAGAGAACAAGUUUUGCUAUUUUGGCCAUGGAAAAAUGAAAGAGAAGAUGUAGAUACACAAGAUUGUGAAAACAUUUAUAGUAAAAAUAUUCAUGUAAUUGAAGAAAAUAGAAAUAAAUUCUCAGUAAUAGGUGACUUAGAACUUGACAAUGCCUUGGUUCAGGCACAAAAAGAUAUAGAUCAACAGACUAUAGAGGAUGAGGAGAUGGAAUCUUUCGGGAAAACAAAAAUUCGAAAAGAUGAAGAAAUAGAUAUAUUUAGUCAAACGGGUUUAGCGAAAUGCUCAAAAAACAUUAAAAGGAGUAUAAAUAGUCCACCCCAAAAAAGCAAAGAGGAAAUGAUGAGCAUAGUUUGUGAAUUAAAUGAUGAGCAAAGGGAAAUUACAAUGCAUGUUUUGCAUUGUUUUGCAAAUGGGAGUUUACCUAUUAGAUUGUACAUCAGCGGCUCAGCAGGUGUUGGAAAAAGUACAGUUUUAAAAGCGAUUUAUCAGGUGUUAUUGAAUUUCUUCGACGAUACACCCGGUGAAAAGAAAAAUUCGUUAAAAAUAUUAUUAUGUGCACCGUCUGGAAAAGCAUCAUUUCUAAUAGGUGGUACUACACUGCACAAUGCUUUUGCAUUACCAAUAACACAAUACGGAGGACAAAUGCCGGAAUUAUCAGCAGAUGUAGCAAAUACAAUUCGAGAGAACUUAUUCGAAUUAAAAUUAAUAAUUAUAGAUGAAAUAUCAAUGGUAGGUAGUACAAUGUUUAGUCGAGUAGAUACAAGAUUAAGACAAAUAAUGGGUAAUAAUAGAAGCUUUGGGGGAGUUUCUGUUAUAGUUGUCGGUGAUCUUUAUCAAUUACCACCAGUUAUGGAUAAUUCGAUAUACCUUUCCUCAAAAUCUAGCAUGUUAAGCAUUUUUUCGGAGAACAUUUUAUGGAAUGAAUUUGACUUUUUUGAGUUGACAGAAAUAAUGAGACAAAAAGAGGAUAAACCAUUUAUUGAGGCUCUUAAUAACCUUGCAAGAGGCACAAUGUCUGAAAAUGAUAUUGCUCUUAUUAAAUCCAGAGAAACUACAGAGGAAUAUGUUCCAAAAGAUGCAAUUAGAUUAUAUGGUGAAAAUCGGAUGGUUGAUAGUUUUAACAAAAUAAAAAUUAAUUCAAUUGAUGGUGUAGCCUAUGAUUCUAUAGCCAAAGAUUCAAUUUUAGGAAAAAUAAGUAGUAAGUUGAGAAAUAAAUUACUUACAGCAUUAAAAAAUAAAAAAAGAACAGAAUGUGGAGGCUUGGAUUACAAAAUUACGUUAAAAAUUGGUAUCAAUUACAUGAUAACUUCUAAUAUAGAUGUAGAAGAUGGUUUAGUUAACGGAGCCUGUGGCAAAUUGCAAAAAAUAACUUUAAAACCAGGUACAGAUGAACCAAUGAAAAUAUGGUUAGAUUUCAAUAAUGAUAGGAUUGGUGUUGGACAAAGGAGACCAUACAUAAGGUAUAUGACCGAAAAUAAUUUGGAGAUGUGUUUGGUUCCGCUCUCACAAGUCUCUAUUGUAUUGAACAUUAAUGAAAGAAUGGGAUAUCAAGUCGUGAGACAACAAUUUCCUAUCACGCCAGCCGAGGCUUUAACAAUUCACAAAAGUCAAGGACAAACAUACGAAAAAUUGUGUAUUGAUUUAAGAGACAGUUAUCGUAUCACAAGGCCAAUGCUUUACGUAGCAUUGAGUAGA